GAUGCGUUUGUUUCCGAAAAGUGAACGUUUCACGAGUCAACAGCAACGUCUUUCGAGAAUUUCUAACGCUGUUUGAUACAUUUUCCUUCUUUUUAUCCGUCAUCCAAUGUUUUAAGUGAUGAAAUAACGUCGGUUAGCGUUUAUUUUCGAUAUUAGUGUUCAUAGUCGUAAUUAAGUAAUCGCUAGAUUACGAUAUAAGCUAAUAUGGGCGACGAAAGCCAUCCGAAAACUCUCUACGUCGGUAAUUUAGACGCGAGUGUGACAGAAGAAUUUCUAUGCGCGUUGUUCGGACAAAUAGGCGAGGUAAAAGGUUGUAAGAUAAUUCGUGAACCGGGCAACGAUCCAUAUGCAUUUCUUGAAUUUACAAGUCACUCGGCGGCUGCUACGGCCCUGGCCGCCAUGAAUAAACGAGUGUUUCUUGAGAAAGAAAUGAAGGUUAACUGGGCUACGAGUCCCGGUAAUCAACCCAAGACGGAUACUAGCAAUCAUCAUCAUAUAUUUGUUGGUGAUCUAUCACCAGAAAUCGAAACGCACAUAUUACGAGAGGCAUUUGCGCCUUUCGGCGAGAUAUCAAACUGCCGGAUAGUCCGUGACCCACAAACGCUGAAAUCCAAAGGAUACGCUUUUGUAUCGUUCGUGAAGAAGGCAGAUGCUGAAGCGGCGAUCCAAGCAAUGAACGGUCAGUGGCUGGGUUCGCGCUCCAUACGCACGAACUGGUCGACUCGUAAGCCCCCACCAAAUAGGCCAAACGAGGGUGCACCGAGUAGCAAGAGAGCCAAACAACCUACAUUUGAUGAGGUUUAUAACCAGAGUUCACCGACCAACACAACUGUAUACUGUGGAGGUUUCACAAGCAAUGUUAUUACUGAGGAACUAAUGCAAACCACUUUCUCACAGUUUGGCCAGAUACAGGAUAUAAGAGUAUUCAGGGACAAAGGCUAUGCUUUCAUUAGGUUCACAACAAAAGAAGCGGCAGCACAUGCCAUUGAAGCAACACAUAAUACAGAAAUUAGUGGACAUACAGUUAAAUGUUUCUGGGGGAAAGAGAAUGGAGGUGGUGAUAAUCAGAGUACGAAUAAUGCGCCAGCGGCGCCAGCGACGAUGGGUGCACAAACGCAGUACCCCUAUCCAUAUCAACAAGGAAUGGGAUAUUGGUAUGCUCAGGGUUAUCCUGCGUUACAAGGAUAUAUGGCGCCCGGUUACUACCAGCAAUACACCGCAGCCUACAGCAACCCGCAAGCUGCCGCCGCUGCCGGCUACCGCAUGAGCAUGCCCGGCGGCGCGGGCGGCGCGAGCGGCGCGGGCGGCGCGGGCGCGGCGUGGGGUGCCGCGCCGCCCGUCAUGUACUCGGCCGCGCUGCCCUCCGCGCAGUACCCCUCGCAGUAGCGCUGCCACGCCAUGAGCUCGCUAGCCGCGCCCGCACCGAACGAUGUACACUGAUCGCACCCUCCACCGGCGUAAACUCACAUUUACACAUCCCACUAGCGCGCCCAGCGCUUAUUUCCUAAUGUUUGUACAUUUUGAAGUCAGUGCUGCCUUUAAAUAUUGAGGUCAACGCUGACUUCAGAAUAUUUAUACAUUUUAAAGUCAGCGCCUAAAUAUUUAUAUCGGCACUGAAGCAUUGUACUGACUUAAAACUCGAGAUGAGCCCCUAUCGCCAGUUAGUACCAUAUUUAUUUACAUUUACCAUCUAGAGUUUGAGGUCGGUACCUGUCCUGAUGUAAAUCUGCCUUUAAAAUAAUUUUACACUGUGACAGUAUCGGAUCAGUACUAGCUCGUCUCGAGUUAGUAACUGACUCAAUGUAAAUUUGCCUUAGUCAAACGAACUUUACUAUUUCUUCGCCUCUUUCUCACUGGAGUGCAAGAGCGCAAUGAAGCGACGGGACGAUUCCAUAUCCAUUUAGCAUGUUUUUUUUUUGUAAAGAGUCGGCUGGAUAGCCUAAUUAAUUUUGGAAGCAGUGAUACUUACGUAUUCCUUAUUUGCUGUAAGGGGAUUUACGGCCGGAUCCCCCGUAAUUACAGCAACUAAGUGUUUUUAACUUGCUUGUACUGGAGAUCUAUGAAUCUGUGUUUUUCCACACUGUUACCUUUUUUAAACGGCGAUGGAACAACUACCUCAAUAGCGAUUCAUUUAACACUCACCUUUAACACUUGAUCAUUGUACAUCGUCGUACUGCGUGAAAAUAUGUCCAUUUAGACUAGCGAAUCGUCAUCUAUCUGCAAUAUUGUCACACGUCUCCAAGAGAAACAACCCGAAGUUGGCAAUAUUGUAUAUAAAUCCAUCGAAGCUCAUGUCGGGGCAGACAACGGUGACAGUCGGUGACAUGAAACUGUAUGUGCCAAGCGACGGACUAUGUGAACGCCAUAGGUGGCAUACGGCAUAUAUAAGUGGUCUCAGUAGUAACCGUGUGACAAGUGUUUUCGUCGCCGGCCGUCGCCUGUCGCCCGUCGUUGCUCGCCGUCGCCAGCCGUCGCCGGUCGCCGCCCGCCGUCGCCAGCCGUUGCCGCCCGUCGCCGCUUCGCCCGCUACGGCCAGCGCUCGGACGGGUAAACGGCUCCCGAAGUUAGUCGACCUACAUAGAUAGGACAUAACAAAUAAAUUAUAAAUUUAAAAAAGUUAUAAAUAUAUAGGGGGGGUAGUGUCGCGAGUGGCCUCGUGUACAUACGUUGAUAUUUAUUGGCGCCCUGCGCUGGCAGACUGAGUAUAUACCCCAGAACUCCUCACAAGACGCGCCAGACAGUUUGACCUAUUUAUAAUUAUUAAGUUCGGCACAUGUUGUUUUGUUUGACCUUGUUAUGAUUUAUUGUAUGGAAACACUGGUAAGUCAAUAAAGCAGUGGGUCUGGGACAACGGGUGUUUGAUUUACCAUUAUAACUAACUGUAUUAUGUUUAUUUCUGGGUCCAAAAUUUUAUAUGAAACGAACGUUCGAUUCGACUCUGUGAUUCAAGUCUGCACAAUAUAUUAUUCGGACUACGAGAAAUUUAUUGUAAAUUCUUAAAGGUCAUUUUGUAAAAGAAGAAAUAAAUAGUUUAAGUUUACAAUUACUUUUGA
This is a messenger RNA of Galleria mellonella (greater wax moth), 3053 nucleotides long. It is a transcript of the gene Rox8, whose product is annotated as nucleolysin TIAR. The transcript has 4 exons. Bases 205 to 1386 code for a protein of 393 amino acids. Gene Ontology annotation, molecular function: RNA binding. The record is from RefSeq and is a predicted model, not a curated record. Lineage: Eukaryota; Metazoa; Arthropoda; Insecta; Lepidoptera; Pyralidae.